AUGGCCGGCGAUACCGCUCAGAAGCUCGCGGUUCUCAUUGAUGCUGACAACGCUAUGCCAUCUGCAGCGAGGCUUUUACUAGCUGAGGUGGCAAAAUACGGCACAGCUCAUGUAAAGCGGGCCUACGGCAAUUGGACCAACACCAACUUGAGUGGGUGGAAGGAAGAGCUCCUCACGCAUUCAAUCCAGCCGAUCCAGCAAUUUGCUUACACCCACGGGGAAAAUGCGACCGACUCAGCAAUGAUCAUAGACGGGAGUUGA
Molecule: messenger RNA, 261 nt
Organism: Penicillium digitatum Pd1
Lineage: Eukaryota; Fungi; Ascomycota; Eurotiomycetes; Eurotiales; Aspergillaceae
Product: NYN domain-containing protein
Molecular function (GO): RNA nuclease activity
Source: RefSeq, a predicted model, not a curated record